ACACGCGCUGGAAAUGUGAUCGGGGGUUGGAUUUAGUGUGCUUCCCCUCCCCCGCUUUCUCCAGUGCUUCCCAGAUCGAGGACUGCCAUGGGCCCCCUCUCUCUCUCUCAAUCUGCACAGAGCCUCACUCACCUGCUGCUCGCCACAGUCAUAGCAGGAGGACUGCUCUCUCUCUGUCUGGUCUGUGAUGGAGCCACGGUGCAAAGUGUCGUUACUCCUGUUCAGGCGACCUCUGACCCCCUGACUGCUGGCCCCAUGACAGAUGGGCCCGAGAUAGCACUGUCCACUCCAGAGCAAAGCAGCAAUGACUCAACCCCGGCAGUCUCUGAGGAGGAGGUGGAGGAGGAGGCGACGGGUCCGAUGGUGGAACAGCACCCUCCAAAGGAGAAGGCAGUGGAAGGGGAAGAUGUGAAGUUCUCCUGCCUGCUGAAAGACGCUGAUCCCGAGGGGGUGGUGAUACACUGGAUCCACCAGAGGUCUGAGAGUGUGCACACUGUGCUGGAAGGGAACCAGACGUCUGAGGACAGGUUUGCUGACCGGGCCUUCCUUUGCGGGGACUUAGGGCAUGGAGACUUCUCCAUGAUGCUGCGCAACGUCUCUGUUGAGGACCGCGGGGUCUAUCUGUGCGUCCUCACCGUCUCUGAUGGCUCUACUCUGCAGGGUUCUGGCACCAAGCUUAGCAUUCGUGAGGACCUGGGUUUGCAAGUGAUGGAGGAGUCUGUGGGAACUAUAAUAGGCGUGACAGUGGCAGCAGUGGGUGUGGCCAUCGGGCUUGUUGCCCUCCUUCUGACACAGUUUCGAGAUAAGCUAAACUGUCUGCAGAAGUGAUGGCAGUGAGGUCCUGAUCAGGUUGGAGAACACACCUGCAUGACGGAACUCAGCCAGUGACUCACCCCGUUUAACUGGAGGGGCUCGGUAGUGGCUCUGUUGUCUGAAACUCACACUGUAGGCAUAGUCAUGAUGCAAAGUGGACUGGGUCAGAUUGACACCUCUUCCAGUGCAUAGUAAAACAAAAGGAACCGAAGAUUCCCAUUAACAUAAUGAUCAAUGUAUGGACUGAUAUGAUUACUGUUGACCUCUGGCUGUUUCUGGGUCCCAGUUCUGGAUCCCUGCUUAUUCCUUCCCCAAUUUGAUUACGACUGCCCACAACAUUUUUCACAUCCCUCUGAGGGACCAACUCCACACCCUGCUCUCCUGUCCCACCCAUGAACACCCCCACCCGCUGUACCCAUGCAUACAGUAUGAAGCAUAAAGUCUAGGCGAGAGGAUCAUUGGCAAGACAAGCUUUGUGAUCAAUAGUGUUGUGAAUAUAAUCUGCAUGUACGGUUUUACCAAUGUUGUGAAUACUUGUUUUUAAUUCUAUGAAUGCUCUAUGUGUUCAACUCUGAUUGGCCCAGAUGCAGAGAGAUCUGUUCCUAAAGAAAAAUAAAACUGAAAUAACA
Messenger RNA from Conger conger (European conger), 1442 nucleotides. Its product is annotated as Immunoglobulin superfamily member. Gene Ontology annotation, cellular component: membrane. The record is from RefSeq and is a predicted model, not a curated record. Bases 88 to 828 code for a protein of 246 amino acids. The transcript is spliced from 4 exons. NCBI's taxonomy places the organism in Eukaryota, Metazoa, Chordata, Actinopteri, Anguilliformes, Congridae.